UGGAGGGGGUGAGGAGGCACCAGUGCCCCAGGAAUGAAGCAGUAGAGAUGGAGAGAAAGAGAGAGGGAAGCCGACUCAGGCUCUGGGGGAGUAUUUCCCCAAUGAGGCAAGAGCAGGAGAGAGCUAUUGCUUGGGGUUGCUCCUUUGGGGAAAGGGGAAUUGGAACGAGAAAAUAAAAACCUCAGAGGAGUAAUGGGUGGGGGGAGUGGAGUGGAGUGGAGAAGAGGUUGAAGGAGGGAGCACAGGCAGAAGAGGGAAACGUUGGCGUGGCUCUGUUCAGACACAUCCACCCACGCACCAGCCUCCUUUCGCUGCCUGCCUUCAGAGAGGGAGACACCACCACGGGGAGAGCCCAUCCUUGCCGGAGCUCCCAAGCUUCUCCUGCCCGCCUGCCUGCACCUUCAGCGCUCAAACAGAGAAAGCAGCAAAGUUGGCUGCAAACUUGGUUUCCCCUGCCUGGACUGUUCCACUCAGCAGCAGCAGAUUUCUCUAGCAUACGAGGCAUUUGCUUCCAGCAAAGAGGACGGUGAGAACGGUGAAUGAUCUGGAAUCAAAAAGAUGGUUCUCUGACCCAGCUGCCUCCCCGCCUUCAUCCCUAGCCACCAGGCAGGGUCCUGGUGCCUGGGCUGGGGCAAUCUGCUUGGCCAUCCCCCUAACGAUUUCCCCACUGGUUGACCCAGGCCAGGGAUGACAAUCUGACUUUCCAUUCAGUUCCUUAUUCUCUAUUGCCUUAGUGCCACCUGCUUCAGAGUUAGGAGCUGGCCCAUCCAGGGAGCCAGGCAGCCAUGGAAAACAGCACCGAGACCCAGUUUCCAAAGACUUUGGAACCCAGCAUCGUCCUGCCCUUGGACUCACAGGAGACAGAGAAACUCCUCACCAAGAUUGAGGACAAAGAUGACAAGGCUAUGAAGGCAUCCAAGUCCUUCUCAGGGGCCAUGGAAAUGGAGCAGAAUGGUCACAGUCUAGCCUACAAAUCAGUGUCUGAAGGGCACCUGGAGGCUGCCCCCCACUCUCCUUCCAGGGUCAGCUCCCGGAGGGCGUCCUCCAUUGCUACUACCUCCAAUGUCCAAGACCAGGAGAUGCCAAAGGAUUACCUCAUCUUGGCCAUCCUCACUUGUUUUUGCCCCGUAUGGCCCCUGAAUAUAGUGCCACUGAUCUUUUCCAUCAUGUCGAGAGGUAGCGUACAGCAGGGAGACCUGGACGGGGCCAGGAGGCUGGGCCGCCUGGCGAGGCUACUUAGCAUCGUCUGCGUCGUGCUGGGAAUCCUCAUCGUGGUCAUCUACGUGUCUGUCAACUUCACAGUCUGGAAGGAGGAUUAGCUCAAACAUUUCUGGAAAGAGGCGGGCACUGGGUAGGUGCCACCAUGAUUGGACUCCCCAGUAAAUUGAGUGCUCCUGGCCACUCAUCUUCUGCACCAUCCAUCUUGGGGAGGGCAUGCAGUUAUUCCCCAAGUCCUCAAGUGGUGAUGCUACACCCCCUAAACUACUCACUCAACCACGGACUGAUGAAAGGGCUUGGAUUUCAAGGAGAAACAACAAGGUGCAAUGGACCCACUGGGAUAGGACAAGAAGGAACCAAUAAAAGGGGGGAAGGAAAUUUAUUCUUAAAACUGAAAUAUCUCAUGGAAAUUUCCUGAAUUUUGUUUUUGCUCAAAUCAUUAGGUUUUUCUUUGUUUGCCUUUUAAUCAGCCAAUAAUGUAACUCCAUCAACAAGCUGAAACUGCCAGGCAGGGAAGAAAUAUGCUUCCAAAGUCAGGAAGGUCAGGGAACGAAGGCUCAGCAAAGCAGCAUGAGACUCUUCUGGAUGUGGACACAGACCUGAAUUUGGACAUGAGAUACAGAAGAGGCAAGGAGAGGGACUUGGUUUUUUGUAUUUUUGAUGAAAAAAAAAAGACCAUUUGCAUGCUUUACUUCGCCACCUCUCCACCCCUACUCCCUUUCAUCCAUUCAUUCCUCUGAACUCAGCACCAUAGAGCUCACAGACAGCUGGCAAGGAUGGGGCUGACAUAGGCAGAGCAGAUUCCCAGGACAGUCGGAAAAUCAUUUGUGGCUGAUUUGGAUGGUGGGGGAAACUUUCGCAUGAGACUAAUGCCAAUUUCUCCAUCCCCAAAGCCAAGGGUACUGUGUGAAGGAUCUAAUAUUAGGGAACAAAGUAGCCUUGAAAUUCACUUCCAGACACCAUUUGGUUUGGAAAACAUUCCAUUUUAAGUGGACUUGAAGCCAAUUUAAGCUUGAGAAGGGAGGCUGUGAUCAGGGACCCAAAGAAUCUGUGAGGGCCUCAUCCAUCCAUCCCAGUACCUCCCUGUUCCCCCUAUAUUUCCUGGACAAGCACCAACUGGUAUCAGGUAGCCCAGGAAAUUAUCUCCUCCUCAUCUCCAAACCCAAGGAGAAGGGCAGAGAAAUGGGGGAUGCCAUAUUUCUUUUUAGUUCUGUUGCUGGAUUUCCUUUAGGCUUAACCCUAAUUUCCUUUCAGCACUGGGUAUAUACUCAUCAAUCAAUCAGCAUUUAUUAAACACCUUCUGUGUGCCAGGAACCAUGCUAAGUGUUGGGAAUACAAAAAUCAAAAGGAAAUAUUUCUUGCCCUCAACAAGCUUCUACUCCAAAAAGAGGAAAUGACACAUGGACAUGUAAAUAAAUCCAAAAUCCAGGGACAAGGAAAUGAACUGGAUCUGUGAUUUCAUUUGGUGUAGGAAGCCCCUGGUGAGGAAUUCCCAUUACCAAUGAAGGUUGACACUUAGAGAGAGCAAAUAAUUGUGGGAACGAUUUGCCUUCUUCAUGUUCAUGGGUUGUUCUGUCAUGUUACCCAUUUCUCUUUGUUGUCUUUUUGUCUGAGGCUUGGCCAUUCUCCCCCCACCCCCCCCCACCCCCCCCAGCUCCUCUGUGGCAGCUAUUUCUAAUUAGUAAGGGAUAGGAGGUCCCUAUCACCUUAUAUAGAGUUGAGGGAUCUCAACUGUGUGACCUCUUCUGAAUAAAACAAGGCCUGGAGAGACUGGGUCACUAUUUUCAAGGGCUCUUAAUGAGGGAAAUACUAAUCAGUAAAUUCUUCAUGUCCAGGAAAGUCCAAGUAAGCAGGUAUGGGCUUACGCCAGCCCAUAAACAAAAGAUAUUGUGUUUUCACAGAAGGUGUAAUGAGCUAGAGUGGAUCAUGACUGGUAGACCUCCAAGACUCUUGAUACCAACCUCAAUGGGCAUUUUCAGGAAAGGGGGAAGUCAGUCAGCAAUCCCUUCCACCAUAUUCAGUGCAUAUGCCUUUCUCUUUCCAUAAUCUGUUAACUAAGAACUUCUGGGAGACCAAAAGUGAGUCAUCAAGAGCAGGGCGAAUCCUUGAGUUCCCACUUUUAGGGCUAUUUAUGUUCUAUGAGUGGAAGAAAGGAUAGACUUGGUCCCCAGAUGAAGGAAUCUCAGGCAUAUAGAAGCAGGUGGGAGCCCAGGGGAAGGGGCCUGAAAUUCUACUAUUAGGCUUACUCUGCCCAGAGGUGGGACCUAGUCACAAAUGUUGCUUAUGCUAACAAGGAUGUUGAGUUUAUGGUGUAAAUGAAGUAGAACACUUUUUCUGAAUUCCAGUUUCAGCUAAGCCUGAAUCCUCUGUAUACUUGGUCCUGGAAGUAGCUCUCAUUUUCUUUUCUUUUCUUUUCUUUUCUUUUCUUUUCUUUU
This is a messenger RNA of Dromiciops gliroides (monito del monte), 3653 nucleotides long. RefSeq names its product trafficking regulator of GLUT4 (SLC2A4) 1 (gene TRARG1). The transcript has 3 exons. Gene Ontology annotation, cellular component: membrane. The record is from RefSeq and is a predicted model, not a curated record. The coding region runs from base 786 to 1319 and encodes 177 amino acids. NCBI's taxonomy places the organism in Eukaryota, Metazoa, Chordata, Mammalia, Microbiotheria, Microbiotheriidae.